AUGCAGCACAAUGCAGCACUGUCCAAAGUGCAAGCUUGCCAUCAUGCAGCAGAGCCAGAGAAAGAGAAGACACUUUUGAUGCUGGCGGUCCUUGUCUCCGUACCCGACUCACCACAAAAAAUGUGCAAUGAAUGUUCUGCAGGAAUAGGAUGGGCUCUCACCCCAAAAUUGGCUUGGAUAUUGAGGCUGAAAAUGCUACACAUUCAAGAGGGUAUAAAAAGUUUUAUUCUUCAUAUAGACAUCUCCCAUUAUGGAGGAAGCCUAGAAGCCUACCUAAGCUGGUCUGCAAUGGCACACACUGAUGGAUACUUGUAUACUUGUUUCCUUUAUACCAAUCCUCCUUUAUUUUCCAAAAGGUGUCUGUGCUUUGUGGACCCACAGAACAUAACAGGUGUCUUGAAAUUUCUCCUCCUGGGACUCUCAGAUGAUCCAGAACUGCAGCCUCUAAUUUUUGGGCUCUUCCUGUCCAUGUACCUGGUCACCAUGCUGGGGAAUCUGCUCAUCAUCCUGGCUGUCAGCUCUGACUCCCACCUCCACACCCCCAUGUACCUCUUCCUCUCCAUCCUGUCCAUGGCUGACAUUGGUUUUACAUCUACCACCAUCCCCAAGAUGAUUUUGGACAUCCAAACUCACAGCGGAGUCAUCUCCUAUGCCGGAUGCCUGAUUCAAUUGUCUUUUUUAAAUCUUUUUGGAUGUCUGGACAGUAUACUUCUAACUGUGAUGGCCUAUGACCGGUUUGUAGCUAUUUGUUACCCUCUGCACUACCUGGUCAUCAUGAACCCCCGCCUCUGCAGCCUGCUGGUUCUAGCAUCCUUUUUGAUCAGCCUUUUGGACACUCAGUUGCACUGCUUGUUGAUGUCACAACUUUCCUUUUGCACAAAUGUGGAGAUUCCUCAUUUCUUCUGUGACCCUGCUCAACUCCUCAAGCUGGCCUGUAAUGAUACCUCCACCAAUAACUUAUUAAUCUAUGUUAUUGGUGUCAUCUUUGGUGGAGUUCCACUCUCAGGGAUCAUUUUCUCUUACUAUAAAAUUGUUUCCUCCAUUCUGAGAGUCCCAUCAUCAGGUGGGAGGUAUAAAGCCUUCGUCACCUGUGGUUCUCACCUGUCAGUUGUCUGCUUAUUUUACGGAACAGGCCUUGGAGUGUACCUUAAUUCGACUGUUUUACAUUCUUCCAAGAGAGGUCCAGUGGCCUCAGUGGUGUAUACGACAGUCACCCCCAUGCUGAACCCCUUCAUCUACAGUCUGAGGAACAGGGACAUCAAGAGAGCCUUGCAGAUGCUCCUCAACAGAACAGCAUAG
Messenger RNA from Pteropus alecto (black flying fox), 1299 nucleotides. RefSeq names its product olfactory receptor 18. Gene Ontology annotation, cellular component: membrane. The record is from RefSeq and is a predicted model, not a curated record. Lineage: Eukaryota; Metazoa; Chordata; Mammalia; Chiroptera; Pteropodidae. Gene Ontology annotation, molecular function: olfactory receptor activity; G protein-coupled receptor activity. The transcript has 2 exons. Gene Ontology annotation, biological process: G protein-coupled receptor signaling pathway. Bases 1 to 1299 code for a protein of 432 amino acids.